Rotaria sp. Silwood2 is the source of this 981-nucleotide messenger RNA. The record is from the annotation of a GenBank genome assembly. NCBI's taxonomy places the organism in Eukaryota, Metazoa, Rotifera, Eurotatoria, Philodinida, Philodinidae.
AUGCAAUAUUUUGAGAAAAAACGUACUGUAUCAGAACCGGCUAAUUUGUUUACAGACUUUUUGAAGCAACAACAACAAAACCUAAAUGUUAAAAAUGAUUCAAUUGAUAAAUAUCCUGGUUUAUCUUAUGAAUUUAUCAACAAGCAUCCAUUAUUGAAAACUUUAAUUGAUUGGUAUCUGUUAAUUGAUGAAGAUGAUAGAAUAUGUGAUGAUAAACAUCGAUUAUUAAAAGAAUUUAUUAAUGCAAUUAUCUAUAAUUUAACUAAAUCAAGUAAUCAUUUUCGAUACAGUGAUAGUAUUAAAGAUUUUCCAUUGUCUUUAUAUAUUUUGGGAGGCAAGCUUACAUAUGAAUUUGUGAGGUUAAAUUUACCGGGUUCUUCACCAAAUUUAAUAAUGUUACAUUCAUUAAUUUCAAAUUCAAAUUUGAAGAUUUCUGAAGUGGAAUUUCGAUUUGAUGAACUUCAAAACAAAUUCAAAAAUCUUAAUAUUCAAUAUGCAUUUGGUUCCGAAGACAUGACACGUGUUAUUAAAAAAAUAAAAUAUGAUUCAAUAGCAAACACUUUCGUUGGGUUUCCUACGCCACUUGCCCAUAGAAUACCAAUUAAAGAAUACUACAAAACUGAUUCAUUUGAUAUACUUAAAUUAUGGUUUAGUUCGAUCGAAAAAUCGUCAUUAUUGAAUGUACAUAUGAUACAGCCAUUGCAAUCUUCAAGUCAGAACGUAAUUCCAAGUCCAUUUUUAUUAGCAGCAUACGGGACUAACACUACAACUACAGCUGAUGAUAUACUUCAAAGGUGGUGGUAUAUAUUCAAUCAAUUUUCACAAAGAAAAAUAAGAAUAAUUGGUUUUUCCACUGAUGCAGAUGCAAAAUAUUUACGCGCAAUGCGUUUGAUUAGUGGAUUCUUUGAUUCUAGUCCUAAUCUUCAACUUCAUCAACAUCCACUAGCUUUUAAAAUACAAACAACAUCACAAUGGCCUUGA